GAUGAACUUCAGAUCCACAAAAGACAAAAGGAGCGAGGUGUAGUAAGUACAAGUGCAACAGCACACUACAACUCUAUAAAGAUGCGUGUCUUCCUCCGCAACCUCGGGAAUGACGUUGUCCCCUACGACCUGCUCGAGCCAAACGACCCGGAGUUUGCCAGCGUCACGCUUUUCGAUACUCCCGCCCCCUUUCUCAGACCGAACACCGUGCAGUACUUGAAAGUCAGUCUGGGCGCCACGCGCAAGGCGCCCUGGCAGCUGUUCGCCGUGUUGGGGCCGUCUUCUUGUAAUGACGCUGACCCGAGGAUCAGGAACACCAGGAACGACCAGGACCAGCAGCAUAGGGAUCGUGGUGCUCCUGACGCUAGCAGUUCUUUCGAGGGCGGUCAUGAUGACCAACCGCUUGAGGGUCAGGAUCAAGAUGAUGAGGUUGAGCUGCAGGACUCUACAAAACUCAUCCCGGACUACACCUAUCGACUGGUCGAGAAGUAUCAAAUGCAAAAAUGUCUGGGUCUGGAAGAAUGCGAGCUCUGUCAUGCUAGUCUGGCAUGACUCUUAAAUCUGUCAUGCACGUUUUUACCCAAGAGCCCCACUUUGCUGUCAUGCAGAAACACAGUUUGUCAUGCAGAAUAGGCAAGAACACCUAGAAGCUCAAAAGCUUGUCAUGCUGAGCCAGCACUUGUGGCCUCUUCAUGAUGCGCCGCCCAGCAUCACAAGUUUCCACAAUCCAUAAGAAGCACUGGGAAGCAUUUUUCGACAAAGAAGCGGUCGACGUUUACGGC
Molecule: messenger RNA, 782 nt
Organism: Amoebophrya sp. A120
Lineage: Eukaryota; Dinophyceae; Syndiniales; Amoebophryaceae
Source: the annotation of a GenBank genome assembly